GCGCGUAAGUCUACCARAUGAAUCUCUCGCCAGAGUCAACAUUUUAGGCAAAGUACUUUAAAUACCAACACGAGGAAAUGAGCUAUUAAUAAGCUGCAAGAGUGGAAAGCUAUUCAACAUGUUUUUAUCUUCCACUCAACAUGACAUUUGGCGAGUUUUUGCUGUUCUUGCUGCUGUUUUUAUUUUUCUCACAAACACGUCAACAAAUGCGAUGUGCCCGCCAAGCCAUCUCAGUGGCUUAUCAGGAAACUUCACCAGUCCAAAUUUUCCAAACCACUACCCUUUGAACAUCGAAUGCACCUACAACAUCACGGCACCACAAGGAUACCAAAUCGAGAUUGAAUUUUCUGUUUUCGACAUUGAGUAUCGCGUAAACUGUACAGCGGAUUACCUCUUAUUCAAGAAAGCUAGAAGAUGGAUUAAGUACUGUGGGAAAUUCAGCCCACCUAAGCCACGCGUGUUGUCAAGCGAUUCAAAUAUGGUAGUGGAGUUUUUAUCCAAUACAAAUGAAACAUUCCAGGGCUUUAAAGCCCAUUAUAAAGYAGUUCCAUUGGCUGUGACUUCAACUGCUUCUCCUAUACAGCCCACUAAGACAAUGUCUGUAACGCCUUCCAGUACAGUCAUAACGCCACCUCAUGCAAAGCAAGAACGAUUGGCCGGUUCAUUCGUCUCUGUAAUAAACCAUUCAAUAGAAGGACAUACAAUACAGAAGCUGGUCACAUCAAGCAACAUCGCCUGCGUUAUGUUAUGCCAGCGGAAUACCAAGUGCAAAUCAGCGACGUACAUGACUCUUUACCAGUCUUCGGGACAUUGUAUUUUACAUGACACGACUGGAACGCCUGACUCUUUGGAACAGAGAAAUGAUGCGAUGUUUUAUCGAUUAGUAUAGUUGCAAAUCAAUACCUAAUCGAUGUUUUGUUAGUCAGAGAGUGAAAUAGCCCACUUUCGUAUUCUUGUUGAAUGUUCGGGCUAAAAAGGAAAAAAGAUAAAAAACAAAACAAAACAAGGCUUACAAAGAUUAUCUCUUGUUGUCCCGGAAACUCGUAUACUAUUUUUUUUUCUUGCUUUUUCAACUAAAAUAAAAUCAAACACUGGCAAAAACACAACAAAUAAACAAACAAACAAACAACAACAACAAAAAUGGUAGAAUAUCGAAAGUGGGUCAUUCGGUGUCAACAAAUGGUCAGUUCUUUACAAUAGUGACUAAGGUAAUUAUCAUCGUUGAAAACUCUGUCCCUUAGAAAAGUAAUUUGCUGUUUGUCUAGCUGCUGUAGGGUAGGUUUUGAUGUCUAUUACGGAACGUUUAUUAAAAGACUUUCUAAAUUACCAAUUUCUGAAGAGUCUUUCUGAAGAGUUACAUCAGGCAGGUUGUGCAGAUAUGGUAGACCCGAUACGGGUGUUUCGACAUUCUUACGUAUACGUUGACGAGUUAAACGUAUACGUAACAUAUACGUCUCUCUAUCAUUACUCAUUAAUGCAGUUUGAGCUUAGUCCCGAUACAUGUAUGUUGACAUUACUUUCGUUAAUUUGACGAGUCAAAGGUACACGCAAUCUCUAUAUUCGUAAGCGUUGUACUUUUACGUAUAGGUCCUAAUUUUGUAAACGAAUCCGCGUAAACGGUGAUCAUAUUUACGAAUCUCUUUCGUCUGAACGGCAAUAUCAAAMUUUAUUGCUCACAAAAGACCAAGUUAUCAUUAUUAUUAAGUCAAGAUUAGAUUGGAUUUUUAGAUUAAAGAAAAAUAUAGAAAUAAUUACGUCGAAGAUCAGUACAUUUGGAGUAGAUUUGGAGUACAAUUGACGUUUAAAUUUAGCAGGUAAACUUUAAAUAAUAAAUUGUAUAAAAAAACUGCUUUACGCAAAGGUGUUUUUUAGGUUUCUAGUUUAAUUUAGUACAGCAAUAGAGAAAAAGAUAAAAGACCGGCGGUCAUGUUGGUUGAAGAACAAUAAAUUCUAAUGUGAAAUCUUUUGUUGAAGUUCAUCCAAGAUGGCCGCUCUGACGUACGUUAGAAACGAAGAAUGACCGGCAAGUAAUCUAUGUCAACACGACGUCUUUAGAUCAAGUUUGUAUUGAUUCAGCUACUCUUUAAAGUGCCAAUACUGAACGUUAUAUGACUAUAUGAUUGUCAAUGUACAAAUAGUAAUAAAAAAUAUGUAAAAGCUG
Molecule: messenger RNA, 2161 nt
Organism: Exaiptasia diaphana
Lineage: Eukaryota; Metazoa; Cnidaria; Anthozoa; Actiniaria; Aiptasiidae
Product: procollagen C-endopeptidase enhancer 2
Exons: 3
Coding region: 119-889 (256 amino acids)
Source: RefSeq, a predicted model, not a curated record